AUGGCUAUUGAUCUAAAAGAUCUCUUAGGAGAAUAUUUACUCGAAGUCAAUCCGAACAAUGAAUCGAAUGAACCUUAUCGUCAGGUGCCGACGAGUGAUUUAGAUAACAAAGUUGUUGCAAUUUAUUUUUCAGCUCAUUGGUGUGGACCUUGUCAACAUUUAACUCCGAUUUUGGCGAAGCAUUACAAAGAAGUUCAAUCGGAAUUACAUGAUCGAUUCGAUAUCGUUUUUCUUUCGUCGGACGAGAAUGAAAUCGCCUUCAAUGAAUAUUUCAGUUCAAUGCCGUGGAAAGCUUUGCCAUAUUCAGAACGUGAUCGCGAGAAGAAACUCAGUGAAAAGCUCAAUGUUGAUGGUAUUCCAACUCUAGUUGUGCUAUCUGCUGAUGGAAAAGUAAUCAGUACUGAUGGUGUAGGUGGUAUCUACGAACAGAAUGCUGAUGCUAUUCGAUAUUGGUUAAACGGUGGACUGAAAUCGGGUGAAAACUAUGAGUGGCUCGGUGUUUCUUGUCAGGGAUGUCAAAUGAAACCAUUGAUCGGGCAACGGUAUCAUUGUUCGGCGUGUGAUAAUUAUAAUUUAUGCACAAAAUGUCAAGAGAACGGACAUGAACAUGAAUUAAUGGUGAUACCGCAGAAAUUAACCACCAUUGCAAACUUAGUUUGGAAAGGAAUUAAAGUAGAUCCUUAA
This is a messenger RNA of Adineta ricciae, 684 nucleotides long. NCBI's taxonomy places the organism in Eukaryota, Metazoa, Rotifera, Eurotatoria, Adinetida, Adinetidae. The record is from the annotation of a GenBank genome assembly.